UGACUCUGCGCAUGCGCGUUACAGUCCCGACUACACCGUCUGCUUUGUUGGGACCAUCGAUGCUAUUGUGACUUGGCUCGACCAAGCUUUGAUCCAAAAGAGAUUAGGGGUUGCAUUUAUCCAUAGUCACUCGUGUGAUAUUAUAAGUGAGGUUUUGAGUUGACAGCCAGUGCUUAUUUUUGUCGUUUUGACGCUUGAGACGACAGAGGCGAGGAGCUCCUGUAUAUAAACAAAACGCAGCGCGAGCUGCUUUUAAGGUGGCACGUCAUUAGAGACAGCUGGAACAACAAGAGCCCUCUGCGAGGCCGCUCGGUCCACUCCGGGAAGAGGAGCUCGGUGUCCGGAAAAUGGAAAUCUUUCCUCGGCCUCGUCGGGAGUGAACCUCCGUAACUAGCGAACAUGAGCAAAGAGGGCCGCUUGUUGUCUGGACGGCAGCUCCUGGCAAGUGAAAGAGGGGGUGACCGUCCCUACUGCUGCCCCCGCUUGACGGAGGAGAAAGGCGAGCUUGCUAGCAAGAAGGGCGACCGCAGACGCCCUGGUUCUCUGCCCCGGUCGAAGUAGAGCUAAAGCGGACCGAGGCGCAUCAUGGAGACGGUGGGGAGAUUCGAGUUCAGUCGGAAGGACCUAAUAGGACAUGGCGCAUUUGCGGUCGUCUUUAAAGGCAGACACCGAGAGAAACAUGACUGGGAGGUGGCGGUGAAAUGCAUCAACAAGAAGAACCUAGCUAAAUCCCAGACACUGCUGGGGAAGGAGAUCAAAAUACUCAAGGAACUGAAGCAUGAAAACAUUGUAGCAUUACUGGACUUUCAGGAAACUGCCAGCUCAGUAUACCUGGUGAUGGAGUACUGUAACGGUGGUGACCUUGCCGACUACUUGCAUUCGAAAGGCACGCUGAGCGAGGACACGAUUCGUGUUUUCCUGCAGCAGAUUGCGGGCGCCAUGAGGGUCCUGCAGGCCAAAGGCAUAAUCCACAGGGACCUCAAGCCCCAGAACAUUCUGCUCUCCUACCCGCCAGGACGCAAAUCCCACUCAAACAACACCUGCAUCAAAAUUGCUGACUUUGGUUUCGCCAGGUACCUUCAGAACAACAUGAUGGCCGCCACUCUCUGUGGGUCCCCUAUGUACAUGGCACCUGAGGUCAUUAUGUCUCAAAACUAUGACGCCAAGGCCGACUUGUGGAGCAUUGGGACGAUUGUGUUCCAGUGCCUGACUGGGAAGGCUCCCUUCCAGGCAAGCAGCCCCCAGGAUCUUAGGAUGUUCUAUGAGAAAAACAAGAACCUCAGCCCCAACAUUCCCAGAGAGACUUCCAGCCAUUUGAGGCAUCUCUUACGGGGCCUGCUGCAGCGCAAUCACAAGGACCGCAUGGACUUUGAUGAGUUUUUUUCACAUCCAUUCUUGGAGGCCGCCAGCUCAUCCAUCAAAAAGACAACUCCAACUGUGACCAUGACCUGCUUCCCAAGUUCUGCUUCAGCCAGCUCUUGCAGCAGCUCCUCCACCUCCCACCUGGCUUCUCCUCCGCAAUCCCUUGCUGAGGUUCAGCAUUUGCGUGCCAAAGCACUGGCCUCUCCCACUCAGGAGGCCACUGGGUUUCUUCUCAAGGAUUCUUCCGGAGGAGGCGGCAGCAGCAAGAACUCCUCCUCCUGUGACACGGAUGACUUUGUCAUAGUGCCUGCUCAUUUCAACCCGGCUGAGCUGACGAGCGAGAGCAAAGUGCUGCAGGACAGUCUGAUGAACAGCGGCUCCUUGCUGACUUCUGCUGGUUUGUGUGUCCAAGCCAAAACGCCACCACACUCGCCCUCCUAUAGUGGCUCCCCAAGUCGUGUCAGGCCUGGUGAGUCCUCGGGGAGUAACUACGCCGGUCACAGCGGAAGCCACGGUCACUCCCUGCCGAUCCCCGUUCCCACUCAGGUCCACAACUACCAACGCUUGGAGCAGCAUCUUUAUACCACCAAGCAAGAAGGCUCGCCAAGGCUCUCUACCCCGGUGCAUCGCUGUAGCAGCGGAAGCCCGGUCGGCUUUGCUCGAACCGGGCCUUCUCCACCUUACGGAACAGUGACCACCACCCGAAGGCUCUCCUUGGGAGGGGCGAGACCAUUUCAGCUCUCCCCUCAAGCUGCUCAGCAUGCUGAAUCGAGGCCCACUGCUCAAAAGCACCCCCACGCCUCCACGGGCCUGGGCACACGGCUCCACAGCGCCCCCUGUCUCUUGGAGUGCACCACCGGUAGCGGAAGGCAAAAAAUUCGAAAGCAGCACUCAGACCCGGUGGUGGUCCCCACGGCAGGCCUGAUGACAGUCCGCCCCCUACACUCUUCCCCACGCCUCAGCGAGCUAAUGCAGCGAAGCCCCCUUCCCACCAUCCUGGGCUCCCCCUCCAGGGCCAUGCCUCCAUUUGAAUUCCCCAGGCCCCCCAGCUCUCCAAACCUCGUCAACUUCCUGACACAGCAGUGUUUGGCCAUGGGUUCUCCCAGCAGCAGGACUGCACCGGUCGAGACCAGAGACGCAGGACAGCCGGCGCCCACGCAGGGCCCGCAGCCUUCACACUGCAUCCACAGGAUGAAUGACGAUACCAGGGGAUUUGGAAGAUCUCAAAGCGCUGGCCUGCUGUCCGACAUGUUGCUGAUGGCGGCCUUUGGGCCAGGAGGACCGGUGAGUGACCGAGGCAGCACGGAAAACCUGGCGUGUGAAAAAGCUAUCGACAUAGCAGGUGGUGGAGCAUGUCCUGGACCGAGCUCCUGCAGCCCAGCACAGGUGGUUUUCACCAUCGGCUCCCCUCCCAGUGGCAGCACCCCGCCUCAGGCAUCCAGACAGAGAAAGUACUCGGGCUCGUUUGCUUCAGUCAGCCCUGCAGGCUCCUUCACCAGCCGCUACCCGCAGACAGCCGCCUACGGGGACGGCUUUGACGCCUCUUCCAGCCCUCGUUAUAAUUUUUUUGAUCCCAUCACGGCCAACAUGGGCGGUCGAGUUACCUUUGAGGCCCCCGAGCUGCCUGAGGAGACCCUGAUGGAGCAAGAGCACACCGACACCGUACAGAGCCUGCGCUUCACAUUGGAUUUCGCUUACUGUCUGAUGGAGGUGGCUGGGGCCCGCAGCGUCGCGUUGAUGGGGGUGCCGGGUGACGCUUCUCACCCCGCCUUCCCGCAGCAGCAGAGCCUGGUGGCAGAUCAGAUUAGCUCAUUGAGCCGAGAGUGGAGUCAUGCGGAACAGUUGGUUCUUUACCUUAAGACUGCAGAGCUGUUGUCCACUGCCAUCCACACAGCCAUGGAGCGAGUGAAACAGGGCAAACUUUACCCCUCAGCCACAGUCAAACAAGUGGUGAGGAGGCUGAAUGACUUGUACAAGUCCAGCGUGGCAUCGUGCCGCUCUCUCAGCACACGUCUGGAGCGCUUCUUCUCCAGGAAGCAGCGUCUCAUGGACCAAAUCACCUCCAUCACAGCUGAGAGGCUGCUCUUCAGCCACACUGUGCAGAUGGUUCAGUCUGCUGCUCUGGAUGAGAUGUUCCACCAGGGGGAGGCAUCCAUCCAGCGCUACCACAAAGCCCUCUUGCUGAUGGAGGGACUGUCUCUUCUGCUCACUGAACAGGAAGACAUCCUCAGUGUUAGCAAAUGUAAAGAGUGUAUAGAGCGUCGCCUGACCGCCUUGCAGUCUGGGCUCUGUGUGUGAGAAGUCUGCACACGACACGUCAUCUGUCGGCACAUUAUUGACAAACUUCAUCAUCUCAUCGUGACUUUCACAAAAGUGAGAUCCCGAGCUUCUGCCAUCCAUUGAACCUGGACUGGAAAGCCCUACGUGAGAGAUCGUGACAUUUGUAUCGACUGUUGAAGAUUGAGCGGGCUACAUGUACAAGCGGGUGACUUGAUGAGUCUUCACGAUUCAUCAGAUGGAGGUAUCAUUGUCACAUGUAUGCCCACAUGAGACCACGUCUUCAACCAGGUAGGACUUGCCUGCGACAGUGUACAUUGCUUCAACCAGAGGCGCAUACAAUCGCUUAUUAGACCAACUGCUGCCAAAACCACGAAAAGCGAGUACUUUUUAUAAUACCUUUUGAUUUUACAUUUACACUUUACGGACUCUUCUUGCUUUUAAUAAAGAGAGACUGGCGCAGGAGGAGGAGGUGGAAGAAGUGGGUCCAAAAACAGGAUGUUUUCUUGUGUCCAGUACGUAGUCGCCCCCUUGCCCUCCCAUUGUUCCACGUCGUCAUUGCAUCAUUGUAUCUGUCAAUCAUGUCAGCAUAAAAGCACGUAUAAUCAAAAAGGCGAAUGUAUAGGACAGGAGAGGAGCCGCGUCAACAUCAGUCUGAAUGUUAGUCUGCUAGGAUUUAGGCUGCUGCUCGGCCGCUCAUGCCUGAAUGUUUUUGCACUGUUGAAGUACUGUACAGAGUGGAACAUGCGACACAUGUCAAGUAUUGUUUUCUUUGCUUUAUUUCAAUAUACUUUGACUGAUUUCUGUUUCUACUGCCAUACAUGGAGUGCAGUUGUAUCAUAGUUACUGUGUGUUAGGUGCGAGAGUGUCCAUUAACAAGAGGGAUGCAGUGAGUGUUUUCUUAAGAAAAUAUGAAAAAAAAGCUUUACGGUGAGGAGGGUUUAAAAAAAAAAAAAGGCUGUUUUGCUGCGGAGUAGUCAGUAGGUGAAGAUUCUGUCUUGAUUUUUUUUUUAGUGUUGAUUUGGAGUGCUGAUGUUAAAUAUUUUAUCUGGAUUCUUUCUGUCGAAUCCCCUUUACUCUCCUCAGUUGUGGGCCGGUGGAAAUGGUCAAUGUUAACGUAAUGUUGCCUGCCUGCAUGUUAGCGUGUGUGUGGAGGGGGGUUGGUUGUGAUUCUGACUGAUGGCCACAGUGCAGCGAAUGUUGCUGUUGCUGUAACACACAUGAAUGAAUAUUAGCUCAUUCUGACUCCACGGGUAGGAUCAACACGUCCUCUGGUUACGAAGGAGGAGGGGGGCCACACUGGAGAAGAAAAAAGAAAACUACAAUGAUGACUUUUGUUUGUGUUGUAACAUAACAAGAAAUAAGUUCUGGUAUUAUGUGAAAACAGGAAUCACAAAGAUGUGGAAUUUAUUUACUGGGGGCUGCUGGUCUGAUGGUUGCGUUUGUGUGGGAAUUUUUAAAUUCACUGGGUAAAAUUACCACUUUAUUCUGCUCUUAACAGGACAAUGUAAUAUUAUAAACAUACUCUUAAUAUUACAACUUUUUGUUCAAAUAUCCACUUUGUUCUAGUCAUAUUAAGACUUAUUUCUUGUAAUACUAUGACAUUUAUAAUAGUACAAAUGUAUGCGUACAAGGUUGACAACUUUCGCCUCCUGUUACGAGGAAAAGUUGUGCUAUUUUGACUCAAAUUAUCGCAGGCACUUUUUUCAUCAUCAACUCUGUAUUUAUUUUGAAAUUUUCUCUUUUUUUAUAUUAUUAAUUUAUUCCCGUAACAUGACAACUUUUUCACUUAAUAUUACAACAUAUCAUAUGUCACGAUUUUUUGCUAUAAUACGAUUUUCGUCAUGAUGAGGAAAAAGUGUGCUAUUACAAUAAAAUAAUCGCAAUAAUUAUUAUUUUUCUAUCAUUAACCCAGUAUGUAUUAACCAGGUAAAAUUACUCCUCUUAAAAUAUAUAUUUUUUCUCAGCAUAUUACAGAUUUGUUCUCGUAACAUUUCGACUUCUUUCUCGCAAUAUUCUGAUUGAAUUCUGCCUUUUAUUCUUGUGAUAUUACAACUUUUUUCUCCUAACAUUGCAUCAUUUUACUCAAGCUGUUACCCAGUGUGGCCCUAAUUCUCCUUCACACCCUCCUUCUACCAUGAGGCCCAGUACUACUUUUCUUUACGUUUUCCUUUUUUGUAUUUAUAAGGCAGUUCCUGUUUUGAAAGGCUAAAGAUAGUUUACACAGAGAUCCAGUAUAGUAGCACUGUUGGUAGAGAAGAAUGCAAGAAACCUUUUUCCCCCUCUUAUACUGUCUAUUUGCUUUGAGGCCUUUAGUCAUAAAAAAGAUAAAAUCAGCUAUAUUCUUCCUUCACAGCUGUGAGCAUGUGUCUAAUGGUUGUUUGAAUUGUACAUUCCUAAUAUCAUAUCAUUCGGGCCCCACCUCUCUUCCUGCUCAGUCAGUAUCCAGUGGCGAUGACCUCUUUACUAAAUAAAACCCAUGCAUGUGUCACUUUUUAUAGUUCCCUACAGUGGUUCCUACUGGCCAUCCCAAUUACUACCGUCUCAGCUCGGGGUCACCAUGAAGAAAAUGUGUGCAGGCAUUGAGAUAAACGAUGAGGAGGUAGAGGUUGGGGCACGUGUUGUUUUCUGCUGUAUGUCCUUGAGCAGGAUGCCGACUUUCCUGUCACGGUCGUGGCAUCCCAUGACGAUAAAGAUGAAGUGUAACCAUCGUGAAGGUUCGCACUCUCCCAUGAGGUGUCCAGAGAUUUGACUUUGUGACUGUUGUCAUUUUCAUGUGCGCUAUCGCCUCUAGGAAAUGUAAAUUAAGUUAUUGCUGUUGUUGUAUUUAUGGAUCUGCAGGUGUUGAGGGAACAGUACCAUACCAUCUCUUCUUUUUUUCCCAAAGAAAAAGACUUCAAGGCAUUUUCAUGUUGUCAUCUGUAUGACAAGACACUAUCUCAAUGUCUCCUGUGUGUGAAUAUAACCCUUACUGUUAGUUUCAACACAAAUAAAGCUAAAGGAAUGGUCA
Messenger RNA from Doryrhamphus excisus (bluestripe pipefish), 6649 nucleotides. It is a transcript of the gene ulk1b, whose product is annotated as unc-51 like autophagy activating kinase 1. Lineage: Eukaryota; Metazoa; Chordata; Actinopteri; Syngnathiformes; Syngnathidae. Gene Ontology annotation, molecular function: protein serine/threonine kinase activity; ATP binding. The record is from RefSeq and is a predicted model, not a curated record. Gene Ontology annotation, biological process: autophagy of mitochondrion; reticulophagy; autophagosome assembly. Gene Ontology annotation, cellular component: phagophore assembly site membrane; cytosol; cytoplasm.